GGGGGCCUUCUUUUGUGAAAGAGCUUUGGGGAUUUAUCAGCCCAUACCUUUUCAUCCAGCUAGACGCUGAGGCGAAGGCUGUAAUCGGGCGGCAGUUCAUCGGCCACCUGAGGUGGCUCGAAGCCUUGGACGAUACGGUGGAGAUUAAGAUGGUCAGCCAAGACGAACUGGAGGAGGUGAAGAAAGUUCAACCAGACUUAAAGGCAUGUAUGGAACUGGAACAUGCUGAUGUACGUGAAGUUGAUUACCACGAUGAAGAGAGCAUCAUUGAGGUCGCCACUAGGAUGUAUGAUCUCCUCACUCUGGGAAAGUGGAAGCCGUUCGGCUCUGACAGGGGUAAGCUGCCCAUGGUGUCUCCGGUUGACCAAAUAGCCUUCUUGAGCGUGCUUCAGUACGCAGAGUUCUACCACCGCCCUCAGGAGCCAAAUGCCGGGGGCAGACAGGGGAAGCACAUGGGCCUUCAGUGGUAUCCAAGGGCCAACAUACCUGCCCAUCUCCAAGCCAUGGUGGCUGGAAGAGAUUAGGCAGGGUGCACGCCCCCUAGGUGCCACGAGCUUCUAUUAAAGUGAUUUCCCUUUAAGUAAUGUGAUUUUUAUGUAAGAAUCUGUGGGUAUUUUUCUGAUACUAUGUCGGUCUGCUACUAUUUUGCUAUGGGAUCCCUUGGUUUAUCCCGGUUAAACUAUGUCGGUCCACUACUAUAA
This is a messenger RNA of Brachypodium distachyon (stiff brome), 701 nucleotides long. RefSeq lists its product as uncharacterized. Bases 150 to 524 code for a protein of 124 amino acids. The transcript is spliced from 2 exons. Lineage: Eukaryota; Viridiplantae; Streptophyta; Magnoliopsida; Poales; Poaceae. The record is from RefSeq and is a predicted model, not a curated record.